This is a messenger RNA of Asterias rubens (European starfish), 2891 nucleotides long. Its product is annotated as prostaglandin E2 receptor EP4 subtype-like. Gene Ontology annotation, molecular function: G protein-coupled receptor activity. The coding region runs from base 1148 to 2785 and encodes 545 amino acids. NCBI's taxonomy places the organism in Eukaryota, Metazoa, Echinodermata, Asteroidea, Forcipulatida, Asteriidae. The record is from RefSeq and is a predicted model, not a curated record. The transcript is spliced from 3 exons. Gene Ontology annotation, biological process: positive regulation of cytosolic calcium ion concentration; inflammatory response; adenylate cyclase-activating G protein-coupled receptor signaling pathway. Gene Ontology annotation, cellular component: plasma membrane.
UCCGACGAGGGAGAUCUGAGCGUGCGUGGUUAAUGCGGAAUGAAUUGAUGCUUGUUGGAGAGAAUCGCUUGCCAACCCAAUGUUUACUACUCAGUGAGCUACAACAUUAGAUAUUCAACUCACGAGUUUUGGAGGAACCAUACGUCUACGGUAGCAGUACACUGGAAGUGAAUGUGCAAUAACGUAUUCAGUUUCUACUCCAAUUAUCUACAGGGAGGACCCAAUUGGAUUCUUUUUCGUUGGAUAGCUGUUAAUACGUUGAUUACUCUAUGAAGUUAAACAUUACGUAUUCAACUCACGAGUUUUGGAGGAACCAUACGUCCACGGUAGCAUACAGUGACAUUGAGAGUGAAUGCGUAAUAGCGUAUUCAGUUUGUACUCCAGUAAUCUACAGGGAGGACCCAAUUUGAUUCUUGUUUUUAGUUGGAUAGCUGUUAAUAUUUGACGGUGGGUGAGGAGGAGGCCGAGGGGAGUUCAACUCGCCCGAGAGUUAUGACUAAUUAAUAUUGGAGAGACAUGUUUUAUCGAGUCCUCUGUACUCGAGGUUGAGAGAGACGCCGAUAAAAUACAUGACGCUGUAGACAUACAGACCUGACAAGAAUCAAUCACCAACGACUUUAUGGAUCGAGAUCAAGCGCGGGAAAACAUAGCAGCACAUUUUAGAAUUAAAGCGAGGGAAAUAUGCCCCAUUGAAAUCGUCUGCAAACAAUAUUGGUGUUUGCUCAUACGCCCCUCGUCAACUCGCCGGCUCAUCCAGUAAUUUACCGGGAAUAUAUUUUCCCUGUCGUCAUCGUCUGGGUGACUGCAUAGAAACGUGAAUCAGACGAGGGAAUUUUUUAGAUCUGUGUUUCAUGUCGUUCAAGUGGGGUGUUUAGGCAACGCUGGCAUCCAGUACACACUCUGCUUGAUUUAACUGAGGCUGUUUCUAAUGCAUUACAGACACAUACCGUCCUUGCUGUAUGCAGAUACUUAAUAGUCAUAAUCACACUGUAGCAUACCAACUCUGUGUUUGAUUAGAACCAGGUUUUUAUAUAACAAGGGAUGCUGGUGAUUUGAUGGUAUGUGUAAUUUGGUUAAUGGAUAACGUCAUUUCAUUAACUGAUACUAUGUGAUUCUGGACUGCUGUCACGGAUCAAAAAGCUCGACAAUGUCGACUCUAGCCCCGUAUAUCCCGGAACCCCAACCUGCACCAAACAUUGCUGCCUUUGACUCGGCCUCUGGGCUAAGUUCACCCAUGGAUUUGGAGGGCAAGGGUACCACAAACAUGGUAGACACAGACGAUAUGGCCAAUAUGACAAGCAUGGUGGCGCUGAUGCCUAGCGUAAGCGUCAUAACACCCAUCACGAUGAUGGGAGUUGGGCUAUUCGGUAAUGUCAUAGCCUUAGGGAUUUACAACUGCUCAUGUAGUGCCCAUCGUAAACUCCCUUUCUACGGGAUACUCCACGGACUACUAUGGACGAAUAUCUUUGGAUACAUAGCCGUGUAUCCGCUUAUAAUUGCCGCAUAUUUCAACGGUUUACAAUGGAUCGGCGGGAGUCACACGUGCAACUUUCAAGGACUGUCGCUUCUGAGCUUUGGUAUGUCCACUUCACUCCUAGUUGGUUGCAUGGGGUUCGAACGCUUCUUAGCCGUCUGUAAGCCACAGCUUCAUGCUAAGCGAGUUGAAAGGAGGAAAAUCCCGUACCUGAUUUUCUUAGUAUGGGUGUUUGCCGUCUUCACAGCGUUCAUGCCGAUCGUGGGGUUUGGUGAGAUGGUUCAACAUUACCCCAACACGUGGUGUUUCGUAAAUUGGCGGCACCAACAGACCGUUGGUAAACUGUAUACCAGUAUCCUCGCUGCUGAGCUAUCUGGUGUGUUAAUGCUAGUGGGUUCCUGCCUGGGGGCCGUCAUUGGCAUGACUGUAUUCAGAGCUGUGUGUCUGAAACAUGGACGUCCCGGUGAUAUUGUGGAGGUAACGGGAACAGCCAUCAGGCGCCUGUCUAUUCGGACUGCCAGACGGCAUGGGAUAAGCCCUGCUAUAACCUCAUUGUGGUUGACAACACAUUAUGUCUUAUUCGCCGUUGCAGUAUUAAUCUGUGUUAUUCCAAUUGUGUUGAGAAUAAUCCUGAAUGUGUCAGGCCAGCCGGAGAAUCACUUCGCAACCUUUUUAGCCAUGGGCUACGCCGAGUGUUUCCCCGCCGCCGCCCCGUGGAUUUACAUGCUGUUCCACCGUCAGUUCUGGAAGCGUGUCUUGCCGUGUUGUUUCUCCAAGAAGCUGACGAACUCAAACGGCAUCCACGCCGUCAGUUACUACCACCGACCGGUAUCAAGAGGGAACGACAUCUCCGGUGCGGAGGAGGACCACGAAGACGGGAAUGCAAACAGUAUACUGCCCAACAGUAACGGGGAUGAUAUGAACACAUUUGCGGUGAUGAGUGACGAGGGCACCACGGCCGAUAUUUUGACGAUAGGAAAUGAAGCUCGGAAGAACACGCAGCAUCCGUUCAGACAGGGGUCGGUUGAGGCCACACCGUCUUGGAAGAGUUAUGUCGAGGCACCCAACUCCAAUAAAAGAAACAAUAGCACAUCAAAGGUACAACCGUAUCAGGACAACUCUAAAGUCUGUUGUCCUCCUCAUCACGUGACAGGCCACAAGAACCACCACUGUCCCCAUGGCAACAUCGCCCGAGUAGAAUACCACGCACUCGUCCGGAUGAUGGAUGAAGACUCGCACACAGAGGGCGCUAUUGACGGUACUUCGGAUCUGGUUAAAGCAUGUACAUUUGGCAAGGAGUCCACUAUCUAAUGGCUACUCACAGAACGUUUUUAGGAUCCUGCUUGAAGACACUGGACACCUUUGGUAAUUGUAAGUUUUCUCAAUUGGUCAUCGAAGUUGCAAGAGAAUAACGAAA